AAUUCCCAUGAAAAAGACUGGCACACAAUUCUUGGUAUUGAGGUAACGUAAGAAACAUGGAAUUGCCUGAAGCUUUUGCAGAUUGUUUUUUCUAUAGAUUUCUUUGUCCAAUAAGUGUACUCUUUGUUACUUUAUAUCCCAACUUUAAUAUUGUCUUAUAAUUCAUAUUCUAUGUUCCAUCAGGGGCUGAUUUAACGCCAUGUUGUGUCUUUUGAUGUGUUCUUGGUGGCAGCGUGAGAUUUUGGAUUAUUAACUGAUAGGCAUGAAAACCAAUGCGAAGGUUUUAAACAGGACAUCUUCAGUCACUAUGUUAUUUAACGUUUACAUGUUUUACUUGAGUUGCAGGUCUCCCUGGUUGCUCAAAAAAAAUUAGUAUAUUAUUGUUUAGGUGUUUUAGGGGAAUGCAGACGAGUGUCGCACACCUAAAAUGAGCACGGACAGCUCUGGCCUGCAGUGUAAAUUCAUGUGUUUGUCACUCUGCACUUCUACUCGUUUUUGGCUCCUGGUGUUUUUGUGAAUAUUGUAGUAAGUUUGGGGUUUACAGAGUUUUCGGUAGCACACAUGGCCAGGUGAAUGAACGGUCACUGGGCCUGGGCCAUGGUGAGAAAUAGCUGACAAACACAUGUUGUGAUGUAGUUUAAGAUUAAAAGAUCUGUAGAUUUGAUUUCACAUUCUAAAUAAGAUAUAAGGUAUUGUUUGUCAGCUCUCAUAUGUUGACUUCAUUAUUAGUGAUACUAAUUUACCAAAUUUUACAAAGAGCUUUUUAAUGACGUGGUUUUCUCAUGUGUGGUAAGUUUUAGCCUCUAGCCUGACCAUGUAAUUAGAAGAUAACUGUCAAAGGCAGGGUAAUGGAUCAUACUCUAUCUGUGCUUAAUGUGCCAGGUGCUUGUGGUGUGUGCUGAUGUUGAAAAUAUUUUGCUUUGCUUCCUUACUGGCUUACCAGUAGUGGUUCCAGUAGCAUAAAUUGUGGUACAGGCCUUUUCUUAGUGAGAGGAAGGUAUCUACGUGUUUUCCUGUGCUUUAUUCAGGCUUGAAGAACCUCUGCUGGUGUCACCCCCACAGCAAAACAGAUUUCUGGGUUACAGAACAAUAACUCAAGGAAUGGAGUGUCCUGGUUUUCUUGCUGUUUCCACCAUCUUCAGUGAUAUUUGUGCAUACUUAGUGACCUGCAUUUCAAAAAUACUGGUUUUAAGAAGAUAAAUUGAUGGAAGAAAUUAUUUCUGCGGGGAUCUGCUUUCUUCUAACACAGUAAAACAAAAUAUGGCAUUGCUCGGCUAACUCUUGACAAAAUUUGCAGUUAACAAAGAUAAUAUCAUCUUUGACAUUAACUGUACCACACACACACAAAUGCGCCAGAACUUGCUCUGCAGCUUUCGCUGACCUUCCUUUGACUCCAUGGGCCUUUCAGGAUUGUUCUGGGUCAUUUUGUUACUUUGAUUUCUAAAACAUUUUAACUAAAGAUGUGGUAGAUCUGGACUGAGGGGGAGAUUCUUAUGCUAGGGUUAAAUACUAUUUAUAAUGUGCAUUUGUAUUUCUAUUUAUAAAAUGCUAUUUCUAUUAGAUAGUGUAUUUCUAGUGUAGCUUAAAAAUGCUAUUUUCUAUUUAGUCCCAGAUUUUAGUCUGUUAUGGAUUAACAACAGGCAGCACUUCAGAGCAUUUGUCAAAGUUCAAUUCAAUGAGAGCCUGAAAGUUAAUAAAAAUUGUUUUGAAUUGAAUUAUUGAGAAUUAAUUCUAAAGCAGUCCUCAAAUAACUUCAAAAUAUUGUAAAUCCUGCAUUGACAUCAGUGCUGGGCUGGAAGAUGUUUAUGAGCACAGACUGUCAAGGCUCUCACUGAAUUCCAAAUAGGGUGGUUGUGAAAAUAGACAUUACAGUUUCAGAUAAAAUAAGACCCAAACUAGGUUUUCCUUCUACCAAAGAAUGGUACCUGGGAGUGGCACGUUUUCCCCCAAACCAAGGAUUCUACAUGGAAAAGCUUAAAAAAAUCUAGUGUAAUUUCAUGGUCUGAGUUGGAUGUCAGAACUUCAUAGGUCACUCUGCCUGUGGGCAACAUCCAGGUGCUGGUCUGGUUUUCAACAGAAACUUGGCGUGAAUAACUUCUCCAGCUUUGGUUUUCUUUCCUUAUCGUUUGUGAGUGAGUGACCUGCAGGGCAGGUGUGUGGAAAUGUUUUCUUAAGGCUGCACGAUGUGUAGAGGAACUUUUUGCAUAUUAGUACCUUCUAUGUGAUCGCAAGCACUAGCAGCCUUCUAAAACGUCCGUAAUCUGGAAGACGAAACUAGUUACUGAUGUUUUGGUGCGAGUUUCAGAGCUCACAUUUAAUAAUUUCUGUGGCUUUGAUGCCACAAAAAAUAGAUACUGAAACGUUAAAUGUGAAAAAGUUAAAUCUACAGAUCUGCAAGUAGUGUUCCAUGUACUAUAUAUGACUGAUAUUUGAUACCAAACCAUAGUCAUGGUGGUUGUUUCGUAGGCACAUUUGUGUGAAGACGCUACAUGCUUUAUUCACUUCUCAGUAAGAAGGCAGGAAGACAACACGCUUUGUGGAGAAUAUACUGAUUCUGUAAGAUAAGAUAAAAGAUAAGAAAAACUUGUGCAAAUAGUAGAAGGUAGACUAGAAAAACAAUAUUAGUCUGUAUACAUGGAAGAUGUGGUGCAUUUGCUAUAUGUUGUAUUUUAUUUGUAACUAAACUUCAGCACUAGUCAUUCACUGUGGGUGUCAAAUUCCCACCUGCAAUUUAAAGGAACUUCAGUAAUUUUCAUUUCUGCCUUUAGCAGUUAAAUGUUGUUGCUCAGCUUGCUGUGUUUCGCUCUACAUGCAGUUUCACUGUGUUUGUGAACUGAAACAAUCAGUCUGGAUAAUGGAUGUUUUGGGUGUAUCGUUUCUGAUAGAAAAGCAAACAGAGUCAUUCCAGUCUUUUAAGUUAAAUGUUUUUGUUCAUGGAGCAGGUUUAGGGUAGAUACAUCUUGGUGAAUAAACAGGUAUUUCUGUGGUGUAUAAUGUACAGGAUUUAUACUGUAUAACAUGUUGUAUUGAAAUGUUGCCUAAAAAUGUUUUCUGUACAUGUGGUGGAAGAAGAAUUAAAUUCUCCGGAAAGGGGAUUUUUUGUGAGUACAGCUGCAGUGAAAAUACACAUUUGUUAGGUAUGAGAAACCUGACAUGUCCUUGCCAAAGGCCUGGGUAAAAAACAUUUUCUAAGAGGUUCCUGGUGAUUUCUCCCUUGAGCUGGUGCGGAUCUGUAGUUUGCACUUGGAACGGCUCCCGCUGUCCCGCGUUGGGUGGCAGUUGGGAAUGGUGGUUGGUUCAACGCAGUUAACCUGGCGGGCACGGUUGGUUUGUGCAAUUAGUUGAAGUUCAGUGCUGGAAUAUUCAUUCAGUGUCUUUGGUUCAUGUUUUUUGUUCUGUUUCUGUUUCGUAAGCCCAGAGCCCUGCAGACAGCUUUAUGCAACCGAGGCUUUCAAGCUAUUUCAUUAAUUACAAAGCUUCUCAGAACACCAGCUCAGUAACGGUGCCAGAAACACUGUUGUUCGUCUCAACCCUUGAUGGGAGUCUGCACGCCGUCAGCAAGAGGACAGGGGCGAUCAAGUGGACGUUAAAGGAAGAUCCUGUACUCCAGGUGCCAAUACAUGUGGAAGAGCCAGCAUUUCUUCCAGACCCAAAUGAUGGCAGUUUGUAUACGCUUGGUGGCAAGAAUAAUGAAGGCUUGACCAAACUGCCGUUCACUAUCCCAGAGCUGGUGCAGGCAUCUCCCUGUCGCAGUUCAGAUGGGAUCCUGUACAUGGGUAAAAAGCAGGAUAUUUGGUACGUGAUUGACCUCCUGACUGGGGAGAAACAGCAAACCUUGACUUCCUCCUUUGCAGAAAGUCUGUGCCCCUCAGCAUCGCUCCUGUAUCUCGGGAGAACAGAGUACACGAUCACAAUGUACGACACCAAGAAGAAGGAGCUGCGAUGGAAUGCCACUUAUUUUGACUAUGCAGCUAGUCUGCCUGAUGAAGACAUAAAAUACAAAAUGUCCCACUUUGUGUCCAAUGGAGACGGGCUGGUGGUGACUGUGGACAGCGAGUCCGGGGACGUGCUGUGGAUUCAGAAUUACGCUUCUCCAGUGGUGGCUUUUUACAUCUGGCAGCGUGAGGGGCUGCGGAAGGUUAUGCACACGAACGUGGGGAUAGAAACUCUGCGCUACCUGACGUUCAUGUCCGGGGAGGUUGGACACAUUACCAAGUGGAAAUAUCCUUUCCCAAAGGAAACGGAGACCAAGAGCAAACUCACACCCACUCUAUACGUAGGGAAAUACUCCACAAGUCUGUAUGCGUCGCCAUCCAUGGUGCAUGAAGGAGUAACUGUUGUGCCCCGCGGCAGCGCCAUCCCCUUACUGGAGGGUCCAAAAACAGAAGGAGUCACGAUUGAAGACAACGGCGAGUGCGUCAUCACCCCCAGCACGGAUGUGAAGUUUUCGGGCAGACUGAAAGAAAAGAACAAACUGAGCUACUGGAACGACUGGCUUUUAAUAGGGCACCAUGAAACACCAUUGUCUGCUCCUACGAAGAUCCUGGAGAAAUUCCCAAGCAACUUACCUAAGAGGCCUGAAAAUGUGAUUCCAGCUGACUCUGACAAAGCCGCUAUUGAAGAGGUUAUUGACAUGGUUGAAGGGUCCUCGACAGACGUGCCUCCCGCUGCUCCCAAGGAUAUCGAGGAGAAACCUGCUCGGCCUGUCCCUCGGCCAGAGGCCCCCGUGGACUCCAUGCUGAAGGACAUGGCCACCAUCAUCCUCAGCACUUUCCUGCUUGUGGGCUGGGUGGCUUUUAUCAUCGCUUAUCCAAUGAGUGUACAUCAGCAGCAACAGAGGCAGCAUCAGCUGGAAGAGAAGAUCCAGCUCUUGCAGCAGCAGCAGCUGCCCUUCGGUGCUCCCAGCGACCUGCCCCCAGAAGCGGAUUUCUCGGACGCCUCGUGUGGCCGGCCAGAGAACUCGGCUGCCAGCACACCAAAUCUGUCCCCAAGAGCGUCAAACCAUUCUGCCUACUCCAGCGUCUCCACAUCCGACGUUGGGAGCUGCAUCUCCACUGAGCAAGAAGAGGGAGAUGAAGACGCAAACAGAGUGAUGGUUGGCAAGAUUUCGUUUAACCCAAAAGAUGUAUUGGGACAUGGUGCUGAAGGGACAAUUGUUUACAGGGGCACAUUUGAUAACCGUGAUGUUGCAGUGAAAAGAAUUCUUCCCGAGUGCUUCAGCUUCGCAGACCGUGAAGUGCAGCUGCUGCGCGAGUCCGACGAGCAUCCUAACGUGAUCCGCUAUUUCUGCACGGAGAAGGACCGGCAGUUUCAGUACAUCGCCAUUGAGCUGUGUGCUGCCACCUUACAGGAGUAUGUUGAACAGAAGGCCUUCAGUCACCAUGGCUUACAGCCCAUCACUCUCCUGCAACAGACAACAUCUGGUCUUGCUUACCUGCACUCCCUCAGUAUUGUCCACAGGGACCUGAAGCCCCAUAACAUCCUCAUCUCGAUGCCGAACGCCCAUGGGAAGGUCAAAGCCAUGAUUUCGGACUUUGGCCUAUGCAAGAAGCUGGCAGUGGGCAGGCACAGCUUCAGCCGGCGCUCGGGCGUGCCGGGCACCGAGGGAUGGAUCGCCCCAGAGAUGCUGAGUGAAGAUUGCAAAGAGAACCCCACAUACACCGUGGACAUCUUUUCGGCUGGCUGCGUCUUUUAUUACGUGGUAUCUGACGGCAGCCAUCCCUUCGGCAAAUCUCUGCAGCGGCAAGCCAACAUUCUGCUGGGUGCUUACAGCCUCGAGUCCUUCAGUGCGGGGAGGCACGAAGACAUAGUCGCUCGUGAUUUAAUAGAGCAAAUGAUAAACAUGGAUCCUCAGAAACGUCCGUCUGCCAGCUGCGUGCUGAAACACCCCUUCUUUUGGAGUUUAGAAAAACAGCUCCAGUUUUUUCAGGAUGUCAGUGACCGGAUAGAGAAAGAAUCUUUAGAUGGUCCAAUAGUCAAACAGUUAGAAAGAGGUGGAAGAGAAGUAGUGAAAAUGGACUGGAGACAGCACAUCACUGUUCCUCUUCAGACAGAUCUUCGAAAAUUCAGAUCCUAUAAAGGAGGCUCAGUCCGGGAUCUACUGAGGGCAAUGAGAAAUAAGAAGCACCACUACAGAGAACUGCCUCCCGAAGUGCAGGAGACCCUGGGCUCCAUCCCAGAUGAAUUUGUAUGUUACUUUACAGCUCGUUUCCCUCACCUGCUGCUCCACACCUACCACGCUAUGCGCAUCUGCUGCCACGAAAGACUGUUCCAGCAUUACUAUGAUCAGGACACUGCAGAGCUGAGCCUUGCGGGAGAUACUGUUUGAGAGAAGGAUGGAGCUUUCUGCUCUGGGACCAACUUUGCAAGCACAGGGCUGUGAAACAGGCCUGCCUUUAGCAGGGAAAAUGGGAUCAAAGAGCUGAAUUUUCUCUCUUUGAAGAAACCAAGCCUCCAAAAAGUGCCUUGUACCUCUGCCUGCGCUGGAUCAGGAGAUGGAAGGAGCCCAAGGGGCGAGCGGUAACUUCAGCAAAGCGAAGAACCCUGCUGCUGGACUUACUCCGAGGCAGUUUUCAGGACAGUGAAAACAGAGAGCAAAAGCUGGAUAUAACCAUCACCCAGUAUCCCUGUACUGUACGUGAUUUUACAACCGAUGUGUUUUAUCUCAAAGAAUCAAAAUACCGUGAUUGAAAUAAUGGAUUUACUAGGGACUGGGAUUUGCAAAAGGAACCUUUUAGUCAUAGCAAAUCAUCAGAACCUGCCAUUGCACUACUGGCACACGAUGCACUAGGCACCCCGCAGUGAUCGUAAAGGGAAUCAUGAUUAUCCAAAAAACUAGUAGAGUACAAUUUCUGCUUAAUUAGUACUACCCCAGAAAACUACUCUCUCACACUUGAGCAGGUAGAGUAAGUUCUAAAAAAUACUGACUUGAAAAAUCGGUUAAAGGUUUACCUACUUGGAAAAUAAGCCUCAUUGUUUAAAUAUGUACCAGCAUUCACAGAAGAGCUUGAACAGUCCUUGACUUAAAUCACAGUAUCAGAGCUACACAAGUAACUUCAGAACAAUCCCCUGAUGGCAGUUGUGAGAGGUUUCACACAAUCACAGGGUGUCCAGGGCUGGAGGGGCCCUGGAAAGCUCAUCCAGUGCAAUCCCCCCAUGGAGCAGGAACACCCAGAUGAGGUUACACAGGAAGGUGAGUCAUUAUCUACUGCAAGUGUUCCUUGUAAAAAGGGUUCCCAGAUAAGUUCUGGGGAAAAAGGAGUUAAAUAGGAAAUGAUGAGACAUACAGAACAGUGAAAGGAGAAGUCGUGUUUGUAACGGGUGCGAUAAAGCUGUAGAGGAACCCCAUUUUCUAUUUGUGUGGGUUGCUAAUGACAUCCAAGUGAGCCUGUGUUUUGAAGAUGCAGUAUUUCUUUUCAUCAGCCCUAGAGCUGUGACAAAGCAUUAAUUGUGCGCAAAGGGUGAAGAAAUGCUGAAUUCUAAUAUUAGUGGGGUUUUGUUUUGCAAUCUAUUUAUUUAACAUAUUUAUAUUUAUUUAAUUUUUACUACAACGUGGUAUCAAAUCCAAGUGGUACAAGUAUAACACAUGCCAAAUCAUUCUUAAUUGGGGUUGUGUCUCUAUUUAAUCAUACCAACUGGCAGAGGAAAGUGAUACUGCAUCUUACAAUGAAAUUAUUAAAGGAAAACCUACAAAAUGGGAAUUUGUAUGACUGUGCCAUUGUGUCUUAAAGUAAUAAAUUAUUGACAGUAAUGCGUGUGAUUGGGUAUGUACAGCUACUUUUCUGAAGAUACUUUAAGGGAAGUUUUUUUUCCCUAGUUUUGCAAUGUAUGAGAGCAAUUUACCUAAGAUGCCAACUGUGCAAGUUACAUGUUUCUAAAGCUUGAAAAAAAAUAACGGUAGUUUUUACCUGAGAAUAUUCAAAGCUUAUUUCAUAUUUUUGUAAUGUAAUUUUAUAAAUUCACUAAAUAAAGACUUGUACUCAGAUGAAAAAACA
Columba livia (rock pigeon) is the source of this 7994-nucleotide messenger RNA. RefSeq names its product endoplasmic reticulum to nucleus signaling 1 (gene ERN1). Gene Ontology annotation, biological process: intrinsic apoptotic signaling pathway in response to endoplasmic reticulum stress; mRNA processing; protein phosphorylation. Gene Ontology annotation, cellular component: IRE1-TRAF2-ASK1 complex. Gene Ontology annotation, molecular function: ATP binding; RNA endonuclease activity; protein serine/threonine kinase activity. The record is from RefSeq and is a predicted model, not a curated record. The transcript is spliced from 22 exons. Lineage: Eukaryota; Metazoa; Chordata; Aves; Columbiformes; Columbidae. The coding region runs from base 3437 to 6328 and encodes 963 amino acids.